AUGGACUCGGGGCUUCUCGCAGGCCCGGAGCAGCCGGCCCCGGGGGUGACCCUCACCGAGAGCCUGGUGGCCAGGAGGAACCUGCCCCGGGCAGCGGAGACCCAGAGCGCCCGGAGCCGGUCCGCGGCGCUCACGGCCCUCGGCACCAUCCGCCUGGAUCGGGAGAACAUCUGCGCCAUCGGGGAGCUGCAGGGCCUGCGGGAGGUCCACAGCCUCUACCUGCAGCAGAACAGGAUCGAGCGCAUUGAGAACCUGAGCUGCCUUCCCCAGCUGCGGUUCCUCUCUCUGUCUGGAAACCGCAUCCGCAAAGUGGAAAACCUGCGGCCCCUGCAGCAGCUGCUCUUCCUGGAUCUGUCCCAGAACCAGAUAGAGACACUGGACCCGGAUGAGCUGCCCCGGAGCCUCCGUCUGCUCGACUUGACAGGAAACAAAUGCACCCACCAGGACGGGUACAGAGAGACGGUGCUGGGGGCCCUGCCCCGACUGCUGCAGCUGGAUGCCCAGCCCGUCCCGGGCUGCCCRGAGCCUGCCCCGCUCGAGGGAGAGGAGCAAGGCAGUUCCUCCGGCAGUGAGGACGAAGAGCACGAGCCCCUCUGUGAGCCCAGCGGCGCUUUCACUGCAGGCCAAGAUUUCUUCGUGGCUCUGCGCCGGGAGCUGGCUGGGCGCUCGCGCAGGAGGCAGAGGGCGGCGCUGGCGGAACACGAAGCCCGCCUGGAGCUGCUGCAGGAGCUGCAGGAGCGUCGGCACCGGCUGCCGCCUCCUGCACCGCCCGGCGCGGGCACCUGCCCAGCCCGGAGCCCCGGCGACCACGGAGCAGCCCUGGCCGCAGGGAGCCCCGGGCAGCCGCAGGGCUGUCCCCACGCGAGGCCAGGGACGCCGCCGUCACCGCCGCCAGCAGCGGGCAGCCAGCAGGGCCUCCCGCAGCCUCCGCGAGGUCCCGGCAGGAGCCCGGGCCGGAGCCAGGCCCCGCAGCGGGACACUCGUGCCACAGCCCGGCCCAGGGCAGCGAAGAAAUAG
Molecule: messenger RNA, 1017 nt
Organism: Nothoprocta perdicaria
Lineage: Eukaryota; Metazoa; Chordata; Aves; Tinamiformes; Tinamidae
Gene: LRRC46
Product: leucine rich repeat containing 46
Exons: 7
Coding region: 1-1017 (338 amino acids)
Molecular function (GO): protein binding
Source: RefSeq, a predicted model, not a curated record